UCCCGUCCCAAAACCUUAGAGUUGAAGAAGUAGAGCUAUUAAGAAGUUAAACUAUCCAUUCAUUUCAUUAGGGAUGUCUACUCUAACUAACUCCAAUCCUGAAAUCAAGCAAAGAAAUCUGGCAGAUUAUCACCCUAAUAUUUGGGGGGAAUAUUUUAUUCAAUAUGCUUCGGAGUCUAUGGAUCUUGAUCAAAACAUUGUAGCAGAAAUUGAUACACUUAAAAGUGAAGUGAGAAAUAUGCUUGUCGCAAAAACAGAUGAGCCUUUCGCGAAAGUUAAACUGGUUGAUUCAAUAUGUCGUUUGGGUGUGAGUUAUCACUUUGAAAAAGAAAUUGAUGAUGUUUUGCAACAAGUUCACAAGAGCUGUGUUGAAAAUGGAGAAGUAAUUCUUGAAGACAACCUUUGCGCUCUUGCUGUGCUGUUUAGGGUGUUGAGGCAACAAGGAUUUUACGUUUCACCGAAUGUGUUCACCAAGUUCAAGGAUAAGCAAGGAAACUUUAACGAAACACUUAUCACGGACGUUGAAGGGAUGCUAAGCUUGUAUGAAGCUUCACAUAUGAUCGUUCAUGAAGAAGACAUUUUGGAAGAGGCAUUGGGGUUUACUUCCACUCACCUGGAGUCCAUUGCUACUCAAUUAAACCAUUCUCUUGCAGAACAGGUCAAAUAUGCUUCAAAGCAUCCUAUACACAAGAAUUUGCCUAGGCUAGAGGCACGACAUUACAUUUCUAUCUACGAGCAAGAUCCAUCCCAUAAUGAAAUUCUACUCACUUUCUCGAAAUUAGAUUUUAAUUUGCUCCAAAGCCUACAUCAAAAAGAAUUUGGUAACAUUUGCAAAUGGUGGAAGGAAUUGGACUUCUCUAGCAAAUUACCUUAUGCACGAGACAGGAUUGUGGAAUGUUCGUUUUGGAGUUUAAUCGUAUAUUUUGAGCCCCAAUAUCCUCAAGCAAGGAAAAUGUUGUCGAAAGUAAACGCCAUAUUAUCAUUCAUUGAUGAUACAUAUGAUUCAUAUGGAACCAUUGAUGAACUGGAGCUUUUUACCGAAGCAAUUGAAAGGUGGGAUAUUGACGCCUUGAAUAAUCUUCCAGACUACAUGAAAUUACUUUAUAAAUCAUUCUGGAAUAUUUACAAGGAAAUAGAGCAAGAAAUGAUUAAACAAGGAAGGUUGUAUAUCCUCAACUACUACGAAAAAGAAUUUAAAAAGGCAGUCCAAGCUUAUAUGACUGAGGCCAGAUGGUUGAACAAAAACUAUAUACCAACAACAGAAGAGUACAUGAGCGUAUCAACAAUAUCAUGUUGCUCCACUUUGCUAAUAUUAACUUCUUACAUUGGCAUGGGAGACACAGUCAUAGAGAACAUCUUCAAUUGGUUAACGAAUGAGCCAAUUAUUGCUAAUGCUGCUGCAACUAUCUGUAGGGUGAUGGAUGAAAUUGUGUCCAGUGAGUUUGAACAUAAAAGAGGACAUGUUUGCUCAUUGUUGGAUUGCUAUAUAAAACAAUAUGGUAUGACUAGGGAAGCUGCUAUUCAAGAAUGCCAAAAGAGAGUUGCAAUCGCUUGGAAAGAUAUAAACAAAGAAUGUCUAAGGCCAACCGAAGUUCCAAUCGAGUUUCUAACCCGCGCUCUCAAUUUUUCGCGUUUUAUGGAUGUGUUUUACACAGAUAAAGAUAACUAUACUCAUGUUGAAGGUCUCAUGAAAACAUACAUUAAAGACGUCCUGGUGGAUCCAAUUCCAAUUUGAGCAUCAAUGUUUAUGUCUUUGUGUGCUUUGUAUAUAUUUCGAGUUUCUAGUUUGUAUAAAGAAAACUUGGUGCUUCUAAUGUGGAGAACCUCAAAAAAUGCUUGAAUAAAGAAAAUGUUUAAGUCCUUUUUUCGGAGCUCAAUAAUUAUAAGCACUCAAGAAAACAAGAAGGCAUGCAUGUCAGGUGUGAGACUUCUUUUGUUGCAAUUGAAUUGAAAGUUUGUGUUUUGUUA
Molecule: messenger RNA, 1968 nt
Organism: Medicago truncatula (barrel medic)
Lineage: Eukaryota; Viridiplantae; Streptophyta; Magnoliopsida; Fabales; Fabaceae
Product: probable terpene synthase 2
Exons: 7
Coding region: 74-1735 (553 amino acids)
Biological process (GO): diterpenoid biosynthetic process
Molecular function (GO): magnesium ion binding; terpene synthase activity
Source: RefSeq, a predicted model, not a curated record